This is a messenger RNA of Diachasma alloeum, 561 nucleotides long. RefSeq lists its product as uncharacterized. Bases 1 to 561 code for a protein of 186 amino acids. The transcript has a single exon. The record is from RefSeq and is a predicted model, not a curated record. Lineage: Eukaryota; Metazoa; Arthropoda; Insecta; Hymenoptera; Braconidae.
AUGGAGAAUGCAGGUUGGCUCAAGAAUGAUAGUAUGGAUAGUAAUGAGAAAAUCACUGAUAAUGCAGCAUAUUUCGACAUCUCUAUACCAUUAAGUCUUCUACUUGGCUUCGCUGAAGAUUAUCAGGCGAUUGUUGUGAAUGCAAAACAUGAACUCAUUAUUACGAGAUCGAAAACAGACAUCAGUGCAGUACUUCAGAGAGCUGUCAAUCAACAAAACCCAGAGGAGAAAUGGAAAAUUAACCUUCAAAAGAUUGAGUGGUUGAUCCCCUAUGUUAAAGUGUCGGACGAGCGCAAGGUGAAGCUGCUCAAUUUCAUGGCAAAAGACACACCCAUUACAAUGGGCUUUCGUACAUGGGAAUUGUAUGAGUAUCCUCUUCUCCCAGCAACCUCGAAGCAUGUUUGGGUUGUGAAGACAUCAUCUCAAUUGGAGAAACCAAGAUACGUUAUUCUUGGAUUCCAAACGAGUCGUAAAAACAUUCAGACAGCCAAUGCGAGCCACUUCGAUCAUUGUAGUAUCAGAGAUGUGAAGCUUUUCCUCAACUCAGAGAGCUAUCCAUAG